This is a messenger RNA of Aspergillus tubingensis, 744 nucleotides long. RefSeq names its product EGFR-like transmembrane domain-containing protein. NCBI's taxonomy places the organism in Eukaryota, Fungi, Ascomycota, Eurotiomycetes, Eurotiales, Aspergillaceae. The transcript has 6 exons. The coding region runs from base 1 to 744 and encodes 247 amino acids. The record is from RefSeq and is a predicted model, not a curated record.
AUGAAGUUAACUAUCCCUGUCCUACUCCUCGGGGCUGUCUCAGCGGUCAAUGGCUUGAGUGAGUGCAUUCUCAACUGCCAAGCCGAGGCUGCAGCAAGCGACUGCAGCACCAGUAACUAUAAUCAGACCAGCUGCUACUGCAAUAACGGUGACUUCCCCAUUGAUGUGCAAUGGUGCCUAGAAAAGAGCUGCUCGGAUGAUAUCGGAUCUUUCCACACCUAUCGUGGCUCACAGUGCGGAGGAUCUUCUGCUACCACCACCGCAACUGCAGCUGCCUCAACUUCAACCAUAACUCUGAGUAGCUGCAUCCUAGACUGCCAGUCUACUGCCGCCGACACUGUCGGUGGUGUUUGCUCGUCUAGCAACUACAACAACACAGCCUGUUAUUGUGACUCGGAUUCCUUCGCCACCCAAACCCAGGACUGCAUCUUCUCGGACUGUGCCGGCCAAGAUGGCACCUUCCACCAAUGGCGUGGAUCUAUCUGCGCAUCCAGCACAACCACAAGCAGUUCCACCUCAGCUGCGACAUCCACUAGCUCUAGUUCCGGCAGCUCUGGACUCAGCAAAGGCGCCAUCGCAGGCAUUAGUGUCGGCUCUGCCGUCGCCGGGAUUGCAAUUAUCUCCUUGAUUGUAUUUACGCUCCUACGUCGCCGGUGGAAAGCCGCCCAUACUUACAACAAGGACAGUGACCCUAGGAACUUUCCGCUUCAUAAGAUGGCUUCGGCUUCGACGUCUGUUGCGUGA